UUUCAGCAAGGCUCUGUUCAGUUGUUCUUAUCUACAUCCUAGAAUCAGGGGUUUCAGCUCACUGCUCCUUUUCUUUCUUUUUUUUUUUCUUUCUCUCCCCCCACCCCCCCAAAAUAAUUGAUUUACUUUACAGUCAUCCACACUGUGUUUUGUGGAUCUUUAAAAAUAUAUAACAAUAGUAGUCAUUUUAAAAAUAUAUUCUGAAAUCUUUGCAAAUUUUAACAGAAGAGUCGAAGCUCUGCGAGACCCAAUAUUUGCCAAUAAGAAUGGUUAUGAUAAUUAGCACCAUGGAGCCUCAGGUGUCAAAUGGCCCGACAUCCAAUACAAGCAAUGGACCCUCCAGCAACAAUAGAAACUGUCCUUCUCCCAUGCAGACAGGGGCAGCCACAGAUGACAGCAAAACCAACCUCAUAGUCAACUAUUUACCCCAGAAUAUGACCCAAGAGGAAUUCAGGAGUCUCUUUGGGAGCAUUGGUGAAAUAGAAUCCUGCAAACUCGUGAGAGACAAAAUUACAGGACAGAGUUUAGGGUAUGGAUUCGUUAACUAUAUUGAUCCAAAGGAUGCAGAGAAAGCCAUCAACACUUUAAAUGGACUCAGACUCCAGACCAAAACCAUAAAGGUCUCAUAUGCCCGUCCAAGCUCUGCCUCAAUCAGGGAUGCUAACCUUUACGUUAGCGGCCUUCCCAAAACCAUGACCCAGAAGGAACUGGAACAGCUUUUCUCACAAUAUGGCCGUAUCAUCACCUCACGAAUCCUGGUGGAUCAAGUCACAGGAGUAUCCAGAGGGGUGGGAUUUAUCCGGUUUGAUAAGAGGAUUGAGGCAGAAGAAGCAAUCAAAGGGCUGAAUGGCCAGAAGCCCAGUGGUGCUACGGAACCAAUUACUGUGAAGUUUGCCAACAACCCCAGCCAGAAGUCCAGCCAGGCCCUGCUCUCCCAGCUCUACCAGUCCCCCAACCGGCGCUACCCCGGCCCACUUCACCACCAGGCUCAGAGGUUCAGGCUGGACAAUUUGCUUAAUAUGGCCUAUGGCGUAAAGAGGUUCUCCCCAAUCACCAUUGACGGGAUGACGAGCCUUGUGGGAAUGAACAUCCCUGGUCACACAGGAACAGGCUGGUGCAUCUUUGUCUACAACCUGUCCCCUGAUUCCGACGAGAGUGUCCUCUGGCAGCUCUUCGGCCCCUUUGGUGCAGUGAACAACGUCAAAGUCAUCCGUGACUUCAACACCAACAAGUGCAAGGGAUUUGGCUUUGUCACCAUGACCAACUAUGAUGAGGCAGCCAUGGCCAUUGCCAGCCUCAACGGGUACCGCCUGGGGGACCGAGUGUUGCAAGUUUCCUUUAAAACCAACAAAGCCCACAAGUCCUGAAUUUCCCAUCCUUACUUAUUAAAAUAUAUAUAUAAAUAUAUACGAACAAAACACACGCGCGCACACACACACAUACACACGCACACACACAAAAGAGAGAGAAACAAACUUUUCAAGGCUUAUAUUCAACCAUGGACUUUAUAAGCCAGUGUUGCCUAAGUAUUAAAACAUUGGAUUAUCCUGAGGUGUACCAGGAAAGGAUUUUAUAAUGCUUAGAAAAAAAGAAAAAAAACACAAAAAAAUACCUUUGAUGCAUUGAAUGUUCUUUCAUAGCUGUCGUUGUUGACUAUAAUAUACAUAGAUAGCGACGUGCAGGGAUUUUUACCCAGCCAGCUAACUUUACUACCUUCCUUGAAGGUGGAUCUUUUUAAGAUGACCAUUCGCUCAUUUGAAGAAGAAAAACAAAAAACAAAAAAAAAUAAUAAAAAUAAAACAAUUUUUACAAAGCAAUGGGAUUCAAAGAAAGAAAAAAAAGAGUUUUCUUUUUUGUCAAAAUGUUGAUCCAAUCAGAUUGGUUAAAAAAAAAAAAAACCCACACAAAUUAAAGAGGAAUAAUAAAAAUUGCAAAAAUUAAAGAAACUUUUGCAAAUUUUUUUAUUUUUCCUUUUUUCUUUUAUAUCAUGUGAACUAAAACAGUCUUCUGUUAGGGGAUGGGGGCGAGGGGGAUACCUGAUGACAUUAACAAUUUAAUAACAUUAACGUUGCCAAAGAGGUGGUCUCUUUGCUGAAAAUGGGUUUCAAGAAAAAUCUAUUUUUAUAAAAUAUAAAGAAUUUUUACAAGAGAAUCUGGAUUUGAGAAAAAAAUAUUUUGACUGGCUAAUUUAGGGGAAAUUGACAACUUUGUCGCGUUCAUACUGCACUGGUAACUUUUUAGAGAUCAAGAUGUGUGUUUUAAACUGGAUUCGUAGACUGUUUUUUGAAGGAUGGGCUAUAAACAGAUGAUCUUCAUAUCUUUUCAUAGCAUGUAAUAAUAAUUAAAAAAUUAUUAAUUACUAGGGGAAAGGAGUGUUCAUUCUACCCAGGGUACCACAGUUCCCCACAGUCAAAACCCAAAAGCAAGGAGAUGAGUUGAAAGACAGUUUUUCUUUAAGUCAUCAGUAUGGGAUGUCAGCAGAACAAAAAUUAAAAAGAUUAAUUUUUCCUUUUGAUCUAAAACUUCCUUAGUUUGAGCAGUAGGUGCUACGAAAUUAUUUACAUAUCUUAGUAUCAUAGUUAAAUGUAAUAAUGUGUUUAAGAGAGGAAAACAAAAACUACAUUUGCUUUAAAUUCAUUAAGGAAUUUUCAAAUUCACUUUGUAGCCCAUGCUGAUAGAAUUGGGCUGUGUUGGUACAUUUGAAACACUGUUUAUGUUGCUUGAAACACUUAUUUAUUUAAUCGCAGAUGUGAUGAUGCCUAUGGCCGAGAUCAAAUAUAGCUAGAUUGGCUAGACUACUUAUUUGUUUACUUAAACUAUGGGAAGAAGCAUAUUAUUGUGUCAUUCUGUUGUGUGUGUAUGUGUAUAUACAAUAUAAAUAUAUAUAUAUAAAGUUAUUUUUUCUUUGGGUUAAUUUAUUAUAAGUUGUAACACUUGGCUAGUUUUGUUUGUAUAUGUCUUAAAAUGUUUUCUUAUGAUAUUUAAGUGACAGUUAAAGAGGUAUCAAGGUAACUUGUGUAGAACUAUUGUUUGAUAUAUUGUCAUGUUUGUUGUGAAUAUUUUUUCUUACUGCACAGUAGAAAAAUAAAAACAACUGGGUCUUUAUUUUAAUGUAAUUCAGAUUGGGGAAAACAAAACAGAGCUAAGGGAACAAAAUGACUGAGGGAGCAUUCUCCCACGUCCAGUGCACUGAUCAUUUUAGUAUAUUUGUGCUUUGUACGGUUAUAUAUUUAAAACAAAAACAAAACAAAAAAAUACAAGGGUUCAUGCUCUUCCCUGGGUAAUAGAAACAGUUACUCGCUAUGCAUAAUCUAGUUGAUAGUUAAAUUUGCUAUUGCUUUUCUUGUCUUGUUAUAUACAAUCUUUUCAAUACCAGUUUAGUCUUAAUGGUAAUAAAACGUUAUGGUUAUUUAUAA
Molecule: messenger RNA, 3416 nt
Organism: Kogia breviceps (pygmy sperm whale)
Lineage: Eukaryota; Metazoa; Chordata; Mammalia; Artiodactyla; Physeteridae
Gene: ELAVL4
Product: ELAV like RNA binding protein 4
Cellular component (GO): ribonucleoprotein complex
Molecular function (GO): RNA binding
Source: RefSeq, a predicted model, not a curated record